This is a messenger RNA of Terrapene triunguis (Three-toed box turtle), 807 nucleotides long. RefSeq names its product POU class 2 homeobox associating factor 1 (gene POU2AF1). Gene Ontology annotation, biological process: positive regulation of transcription by RNA polymerase II. The transcript is spliced from 5 exons. Gene Ontology annotation, molecular function: POU domain binding; DNA binding; transcription coactivator activity. The record is from RefSeq and is a predicted model, not a curated record. NCBI's taxonomy places the organism in Eukaryota, Metazoa, Chordata, Testudines, Emydidae. Bases 1 to 807 code for a protein of 268 amino acids. Gene Ontology annotation, cellular component: RNA polymerase II transcription regulator complex.
AUGUAUGAUUAUCCUCAUUUUACAGAUGAGAAAACUGAGGAACAGUCAGCUUCUGCUUCAGAGCAUCAGCAGCAACCACGACCCUAUCAAGGUGUCCGUGUCAAAGAACCGGUGAAGGAGCUACUGAAGAGGAAACGUGGGAACAUCGUUCAUAGUGUUAAUGCAGCUGCAGCGACAACGGUUGUUUUGCCCCAUCAGCCACUUCCGUCCUAUUCACCAAUUGGCCAGCCUUGCAUUGAUAUGGAUGUUACUGCCUCUUCAUUGCCAGUUACCGACGAAGGGGCAUUAUGUUCCGGUUGGCUCUCUCAGCCGUCUCCUGCUACCCUACAGCCCUUAACCCAGUGGACAACUUACCCAGAUUAUAUGUCACAUGAAGCAGUCAGCUGUCCAUACACAGCAGACAUGUAUGUUCAGCCUAUGUGUCCCAGUUAUACACUUGUUGGACCCUCUUCAGUUCUGACUUACGCAUCCCAGCCGCUGAUCACCAAUUUUGCGCCAAGAAGCACCACUCCAGCUGUUGUGCCGCAGCUGGAGGUGACAGACCCGCAGUCUCCUCUUACCUAUUUCCCAUGGGCUCAGCCCAUUUCUGCAUUACCCACAUCUACCCUGCAGUAUCAGCCGGCUUCCUCCUCGCUUCCUGGGCCACAGUUCGUUCCACUUCCCAUUUCAAUUCCCGAGCCAGCCCCACAGGAACUCGAGGAUGCAAGAAGAGUGAUCAGCACUCUGCCCAUUGAAAAGCUACUGCUAGAAGAUGAAGACAAUGAUACGUAUGUUUUAAAUCACACUCUCUCUGUUGAAGGGCUUUAA